AUGCAGUUACGGCCCAGCGAUAUUGAGGUGGGCUGUGUUCUACGACCCCGUCGUGACUUGAACGUCCCACGGCCUCGCGAAGGGCGCCCUCUGCUUAAUAUCACAAUCCCCGGUAUACCCUGCCAAUGGACCAACUUGGUGGAUCGAAGCCGAAAAAUCAACCCAAGUCUUAACUGUAUCAAAAAUUGCGUUUUGAAUCCCAAGGGACAAGAACACCCUGUUGUUGUCAUUCAAAUCAAAGAAGAUAACGUCUCAUAUGUCCAAAUGACUAGUAGUCGACUCGGACGUGAUUGGGGAAGUCAAUAUUCCCCAAUCGGACACUACUUUCCUUUGAGAAGAGACGAAAGGAUACCACAUCCUCAAGAAUAUCGCUCUCGCUACUGGCUUAGAGUCCACAACUUUGUGCAUACGACCAUCGAUGAAAAUCGUGCUAGAACACGAGAGCGAACCGUUGAACUCCAGAAGUAUUCUAAAUUGCGUCUACCACAUGUCUUUACACAGCCGCUAUCCAAUUUUGAAGCAUUUGGGGGAGAAAAUUCAGAAGCAUCGCAGUAUGUCCUGGAUAAAGCUUCUUAUUAUAGAUUGAUGGACAGACUAGGCAUUGAUUCUUGUAUUGAACAGCGAAAUGAAGACCACAUGGAAUCAGCACUCCCUGCUCGCGACCAUGCUGGUAUGUGCGAUUCUCCCAAUAAAUCCCAACCUUCUUCUCACGUCAAUCUUCUAAGUGCCGUUGAAGACAAAGAUUCUAGGUCUGCUAGAAAGUUAGGUCGAUUCAUCACUGUUAAAGUGCACAAUUGGCUGAAUCGUCCGAGAUCAAUUUAG
Molecule: messenger RNA, 822 nt
Organism: Botrytis byssoidea
Lineage: Eukaryota; Fungi; Ascomycota; Leotiomycetes; Helotiales; Sclerotiniaceae
Exons: 3
Coding region: 1-822 (273 amino acids)
Source: RefSeq, a predicted model, not a curated record